UCUUUCUCUACCUCUCUCUCGCCCUGCUCAACAGGAUGCUGUUACUUCUUUUACAGCUAGGGCAGCUGAGUGCUGUUUCCUGACUUUCCUUUUUUGCCCACCCAAAGAAUUACAGAGUGUGUGUGGGUGCGCGUGUGUGUGUGUGUGUCCAGAGAGAGAGAGAGUCUGAGAGAGAGACAGUUCAUGGAAUGCUGUGAUGUCAUCAGCCCAGUCACACACAAAGGCAAGGAAGAAGAACCGCUGUGGAAGCCUCCUUCUCCCGGGUAGUCACUCUGUUGAGGAGCGCCUUCACCCCACUGGUCUCCCAGCAAUGGCUGCCUGACGGGAGCUGAGGACGACCGACACGUGAGUGUUUCUGCCGGUGUGUGAGGAGGGAGUGUCAUCACAGAAGACGUCAGAGGAAGCAGCCUACAUCUGUCUGUCUGUCUGUGUGUGUGUGUGACAGAGGAACCUCCACCUUCUUCCCCUCAUGAAGCUUGUUUAGAAACAGACUCAUCUUCAGGAAACUGACGACCUAACGGGUCAGGACUGCACCCAAACGCGUCCUGCUGGACCGGGGAACCUGCUGGAACAGACCUCAGCUCGCUAACCCACCGCCACCAUGCUGCAGCAGAUCCUAAAGGACAUGUACAUUGACCCGGAUGUGUUGGAGGCCCUAAACGAGGACCAGAAGAAGACCCUGUUCCUGAAGAUGAGACAGGAGCAGGUACGGCGCUGGAAGGAACGCGAGGAGAAAGAAGGCGACCAUCGACCAAAGCCAAAGACAGGCACCAGUAAGAAUGUCAGCUGGCUGCUGGGCAGGGAUGGAGACGUGGCGGUCAUGGUGAUUGGAGAAGUGGACGAGCUGAAGACCUCCAAACUCAUUUGCUCCGGGUCUGCGGAGAGGAAAUCUCCAACGCUCCACGACAAUGCAAGUCACCAGAUAACCCCCCUGAAGAGCAACCUGGUUGAUAGAGUUGGCUCAGAACCAUUCAGAACUGGAAGAGAAAACCUGCCUACUAAAACACAGCCUUGGAUACAUCUCAAUGUAAAGCAGGAGAAUGGUGAGGAAUUGAGGACAUUGCCCCCUCUAGAGGUGUCACAGAAAGACAAUGACCAACUUGCAUUGGAAGAACAGGUUGGGCUGAAUAAGGAGUUGGAGGUAGAAGCUCCGGAGGAAACGCCAGUCCUGCUGUCCUACAGACCUCACCCCAAAGUUGGCCCUUCCACACUUUCCCUUAUUCCCAAGACUGUUACGUCGCCCCCCGUCUCCAGCUCCUCACUGAGCCGCAUCUCCAGCUCCUCUCCUCCACCCGUCUCCAGCUCCUCACCUCCACCCGUCUCCAGCUCCUCACCUCCACCCAUCUCCAGCUCCUCACCUCCACCAGUCUCCAGCUCCUCCCAGACCCCUUUCUCCAGCUCCAAAAACCUCAUCAGAGACACUCUAGAGAAGAGCUCUGCCAAAGCUUCAAAAAAGGCUAUCACACCGACCCCUGUCGAGCCUCCACCCUCUGUCCCCAAAACAGUCCCAAUGACCCCUGUCGACUCUCCACCCUCUGUCCCCAAAACAGUCCCAAUGACCCCUGUCGACUCUCCACCCUCUGUCCCCAAAACAGUCCCAAUGACCCCUGUCGAGCCUCCACCCUCUGUCCCCAAAACAGUCCCAAUGACCCCUGUCGAGCCUCCACCCUCUGUCCCCAAAACAGUCCCAAUGACCCCUGUCGAGCCUCCACCCUCUGUCCCCAAAACAGUCCCAAUGACCCCUGUCGACUCUCCACCCUCUGUCCCCAAAACAGUCCCAAUGACCCCUGUCGACUCUCCACCCUCUGUCCCCAAAACAGUCCCAAUGACCCCUGUCGAGCCUCCACCCUCUGUCCCCAAAACAGUCCCAAUGACCCCUGUCGAGCCUCCACCCUCUGUCCCUAAAACUUCCAAACCGUCCCCUCUUCCCAGCACCAUCGCACUUUCCCCAACUCCAAGAACCACCUCCCCCAUACUCAGUCGUGUCCAGACACCUCCGCCCCCGAUUGCGACAUCGUUCCAAACCCCCAGCUUCUCCCGCUCUCCGGUCCCUAGCAUCUACACCCCAGCCCCUUUCCACAGGGCCAUCGGGGCCUCAUCUGUAGCUAGAGGCACAGCCAUAAGGGAAUCUCUAAAGAACACCGCCAAAACACACUCUCCAGAGAAGGUCGACGUUACACCGCUGUCCGGAACAUCAAGACUCCACCCACAGGAGCCAGCCGAGGCCCAACCGCAGGAGACACCGAGCAGCCGAGAUAUCCGUGUGACGGCGGCCUCUCGCAGGGCCAUGUCGGAGGACGUGUUGUCUGAGGGGGGCGUGGACACCUUGACGGGGCGUGGCCGGGUGGCUCAGCUCAUGAAGACCUUCAGCGUGAAGAGCCCCCCGACCCCAGUGCAGUCCCCUCCCCCCCGUGGCAACAAGCCCCCGAUCCCUUCCAAGCCCUGCCACCUACGUCUGACUCCCAGCCCCUCACUUAGGUAAUCCAAACUCGACCACGCCACCGACCGACCCCAAGCCACACCCCCCUGGCAGACCCCACUGCUGGACAUCUAGAAGCAAAGAGGCCCUCGGGAACUCCCCCAAACCGUUGAGUCCAAAACCGAUGCAAUCGGAAAAAGAGCGUUUAACGUUUUUAACUUGUGCCAUGUUCCUUUGUUUUAGUUAGGAUUUUGAAAUUGUACAGUACUGUAACUUUCACGGGGAAAAGAACCAAACGUGUUGAUUGUAAACUUUGUAUUCUGCCUUUUCAUAUUCACAAAGGUAUCAUUGACCGUAUAAUGCUAUGCCAUCUUUUUAUAUUGUUAAUUUUUUUAUGAUAUCAUAUACCACUUUAUUUUCCAAUUAACAUAAAAUAAUUUCAUAAAGCCUGUCUGUUGCUAUCAAGGUUGUGAAACUGCACUUGAGGCGCAACAAAUCGUGACAAACAUCAACUUGAAGGACACAUCUACCAAUGUUUAUUUGGUUGGUAAGAGCAGAAUUGCUGGCAAAUAUCUAUAGAGGAACUUGUUCAGUGUACAAAUAAUGACAAGGCCAAAGGGUUCCCGCAUUGCUGUCGUGACCAAGUAGAUGACUAGCAUUAGGGUAUGGAUGGACGAAGAAGUAGUGUGAGAUGACUAGCAUUAGGGUAUGGAUGGACGAAGAAGUAGUGUGAGAUGACUAGCGUUAGGGUAUGGAUGGACGAAGAAGUGUGAGAUGACUAGCGUUAGGGUAUGGAUGGACAAAGAGGUAGUGUGAGAUGACUAGCGUUAGGGUAUGGAUGGACGAAGAAGUGUGAGAUGACUAGCGUUAGGGUAUGGAUGGACGAAGAAGUAGUGUGAGCCGGCUCCUCCAUAAUAAGGAGAAAAGUGUUUAGCUUCUUUACCCACACAUCUCCCUGGAUGACACCUGGCCAAAGCAGCACCUCCUGAUGGACCCAUGGUAGCGCCAGAUAUCUGAGCUGUGCACCGUUAACCCAAACACUGGCAAGCCACUCGGUCCAAUUAGUAAUUUUCAGACCUGGUUAUCUAUCUCUUACUGUUUUUCUUAUUUCUCCUCGGUGGUGUAUCUCACUUAUGACCGGUUGCACUUGUUCUUGUUCAUUAUGUUUAUGGUGGGAGCGUGGUGAUCUAUGUGGUGUCUGUGGUAACACAAUGUGUGCGGGUGUGUGCGUGCGUGUGUGUGUGUGUGAUGCUAGGCAUGUGUGGCACCAUCACGGUGGAACAAUAAAAUCAUUUGACCUCU
Esox lucius (northern pike) is the source of this 3721-nucleotide messenger RNA. RefSeq lists its product as uncharacterized. Gene Ontology annotation, cellular component: cytoplasm. The transcript has 8 exons. The record is from RefSeq and is a predicted model, not a curated record. Lineage: Eukaryota; Metazoa; Chordata; Actinopteri; Esociformes; Esocidae. The coding region runs from base 602 to 2482 and encodes 626 amino acids.